CUCCUAUCCCUAACUUUACACCACAGUCCUAUUUGCAACCUUACACAUCAUGGUUGAAGGACUGGUCCUCAAGGACCUGCUCCCUCACCCGGAGACAGAUCCUACCGUUCACGAGGGGAAAGCCACAACAAUUGUAGAUGCGCCUACCGAGAGCCAUAGCCUUGCGCUCGAAGCAGCAAACGGCAAUAACCCAGACCAUGGCACAGGUGGAGCCCAAGUAGCUCAUGGUCAAGAAGUGCUGGAUCUAGGAUGGAACGAACCCAAGGAGCAUGUGAACAGCCCACUUGUUGGAGGUCUCUCGAACGAGGAAGUGUGGUUGCUUGUUCGCCGUUUCAACAAGCAAAUGUACCAUGUGAAGGAGAUUCCAACCGCACCUCCUGGAGGCUUAGACAUGAAUAUUGCAGACGAAGAGGAGUUCUCCCCAGACAAGCUCCGUGCAAACCUUGAACGUUUGUACAUGACAAUAGGCAUCGGUAUGGUGGCUUUUGGCAAGCAUAUCGUCCGCCUGCGCUCAUGGCGCGAGUUCAAUCGUACCUCCUACUUCGCCUCUGCAUACUUCGUAGCCUGGCUUCUCGACCUAAUCAUGCCGCUGAUAUCGAUCACACUCGUCACUCUUGUCUUCUACCCACCGUCUCGCGAGAUCCUCUUCCCACCGGCACCGAUUGCGCUCGUCAGCUCUAAGGGAGGUGUUCAGAAGCCAAAGGCUGGCGUUUUGGGUAGCAAGGACAGUGCAACAGGGGCAGCAGAGAACCACAAAGGUGAGGCAGUGGAACAGGAAGCAAACAACUUUGUCAACGGCAUUGCUCAUGUUGCACUGGCUAGUGCUACGGGCAAGCACCCUCAAGGUGAAUCUGAGGACGGUGAUCAGCCUCAAGGAGACAGCGUCCCAGAUCCAUCUUCGAUCGCAAUUGGUGCCGCAGACGCACAGCAGGCAGCAUCUGGUGGCAAGGCAUCGGCAAAGCAUGACAAGACCAAGGUGCCCAUGGAGACUGCUAUGUGGACCAAGAUGCGCCCCAUCAUGCACGGUCUGGCAGAUGUCACCGACACCUGGGAGCGAUUUGGCAAUGCUCUCGAGCCAACAGCUCCAUUCCCCAAGAAGAAGUACCGGUUGCGCUUGACAGCGGUCGUGUCUCCUCUCGUCUUGAUUUCGCUAUUCGUCACUUCCUACAUGUUCAUGAAGGGGGUGACCUUCGGCAUUGGAUUCGGUUUCUUUGGCGAUCCAGUCAUUUCUCGUGGGCUCGAACUGCUGAACCGCAAAUUUCCCAACUGGCAGAAGCUACUUGAGCUUCGCAACACGUUACUCAAGGGCGUCCCUACUAACGCUCAGCUCACUGUCACUCUCCUCCGCAUUGGCGAAGCCAACAAAGCGCCUCUGCCGCCCCCACCUCGCAUCGACGAGCCCCCACCAGAAAAGCCAGUGGAUGUCAGCGACAAGGACCUGCGCGCCGCAGGUGCAGACUGGCCGCUCAAUGCGACUCAACAGGAGCUCGACGAAGCCAUGGCCCACGACCCGACCGUCAAACAUCAGACCGGCGGCGAGGACAUCGACAAUGCCAAAGACAGCAAGCACGGCAAGAAAGGAAGUAAAAUUCUCAACUUCUUCCGCGGCACCGUCAAGGGCGGUGUCGAGACCACAAUCGGCGCCGACAAGGUUAAAGCAGCUGCUGGCUCACAACAUGCGAAGAACCGCCUUGGUGCUGUUCAGCCCAAGGGCGAGAAGAACAUCGAUGGACCUAUUGAGUUUAAGGCUCGCGAUAAGGGGAAGAAGGGCCACGUGUACAUCACUACCGUUGCUACGAUCCCAAGUAUAGCUUUCUCAACCGACUCGACUAUCGAGAAGAUCGGUACAAAGGACCGUGAGGAUCUGCACCCGUCUUGGACGAUUCCCGUCGGCGACAUCAAGGAGCUCAAGAAGGUCGGUGGUUACGGAUGGAAGGCGAAGUUGGUCGUUGGCUGGGCGAUGAAUCGCGAGGUCGCCGAUGGGUUGGAGAUCGUUGACCGCAGGGGCAACAUCAUCAAACUUACGGCUAUGCCGCUCAGAGAUGAGCUGUUCAACCGUCUGGUGGCUAUGGGCGGACAGAAGUGGGAGUGUUGGUAA
Messenger RNA from Macroventuria anomochaeta, 2098 nucleotides. RefSeq lists its product as uncharacterized. Lineage: Eukaryota; Fungi; Ascomycota; Dothideomycetes; Pleosporales; Didymellaceae. The coding region runs from base 50 to 2098 and encodes 682 amino acids. The transcript has 3 exons. The record is from RefSeq and is a predicted model, not a curated record.